This is a messenger RNA of Racocetra persica, 602 nucleotides long. Lineage: Eukaryota; Fungi; Glomeromycota; Glomeromycetes; Diversisporales; Gigasporaceae. The record is from the annotation of a GenBank genome assembly.
UUCUUGGAGUUGCUGUAGAUAGAGAUUUAAAUAGUAAUAAAACACUAGCAGACCAACCAAUUGUAUCAAAAAUUUUUGUGGAUUUAAAACACAAGGCGAUAACUAAAUACCUUGAACAAUCAAUAAUGAACUUUUAUACUCGAGCUGUAUAUGCUGCUUGUAUUUGUGCUAGUGAUGAUAAUUACACACUAAUUAUGGAUAAAGACUUAUAUCAAAUGCAUUAUGAUAUUAUAGUAGAAUAUUUAUUUGAUAAUUAUAGCCAGUAUUGGAAACCUAACCUUGUUGACAAAUCUAGUAUACAAUUAAAUGCUUUAAAAGCUUUUCUUAAAGGAAUUAUUCAAUUAGCUCCUCACCAAAGUUUAAUCACAAAAAUACAUACUAGUCAAAAUGAAUAUGUAAAUAGAAUAAAGUUAAAUUAUACAGACAAAAAACAGGAUUAUCCAAAAUCUUAUAGAACUCGCUAUGCAUUAGCAGUAAUUCAUAACAAUAAUAGUUUUCUGGAAAUGUUGCAAAUUUUGCGACAAGCAGGGAAAAUUUCGAGUUUUUCAGACCAAGAUUUACUAAACAUCAGCAAAAUUUGGAAACAAAGAGAAGAUAAAUGA